GUACCCCCUAUUCGCUUAUUUACGCUCCGACUUUCUCCGUGCGAUCAUCGUUCCAUUAAACCCCCAUCGCGUCGUAUAUUACGUGUGUGUGCUUUUGUGACAUUUCUCUUCACGUCUUUUUUGUUUGGAUUAACUCAGUGACUGACUUAAACGUGUUUGGAAAGAUGAAGGCCGUAGUAGCAACAACCGUGUGUGCCGAAAACGCCGUGGCAGCCGGUAAAAUCGCCAAAAGCAAAGCGAAGGAUAUCGAAAACGAGGAGAUCCAGAUGUACCUUAGCAAGUUGAAGGAUCUGGUGCCGUUUAUGCCUAGGAAUCGGAAGUUGUCGAAACUGGAAGUGAUCCAGCAUGUGAUCGAUUACAUUUGUGAUCUGCAGUGCGCUUUGGAAACGCAUCCGGCCGUGAAUACGUUCGAUGCGCAGGCUGUACUCAGUCAAAAGUCCCAAGCUGCUGUUAGUCCCAGGCAACCGUUGGGUGUGAGGCAGAAUCCCAAUACGAUUUUGAGUCCUUGCGAGGCCCCUGUUGUACAGACUUUAAUGACAGUAGAAGCCUUGACACCGUCGGACAGGCCUUCAAGUUAAGCAACCACCAUCUAGUUCCAACCCAAAUUUUGUUGAAUCUUUCUCAUUCCAAGACUACGAGGCCCCCCCGGUUGGAGUCUCUUGAACAGUUGGAGAAUGUUUUAUUCAAUGAAUAUGACUGAAGAAAACAAUUAAAUUAUUUGUGUUUGGAUGAAUGGCUGACUUGUAUGUUGUAAAUAUUCUAGUGGUUUAGGUUUAUAUUUGUUUGAACACUGAACUGUAUAGCGUGGAAGGGUGUUCCCUAAAAAUAUUUAUGUACCUGUUACGUUGCAAUGUCGUUGUAGUUUCGUAAACUGUAUAUAAAAACGUAUCAUCAGGCGGGUCGAAAAACAAUAUUAAUUUAUUAUUAUUACUGUUCUCACAAGGUAAUUUGUAUAUCAUCUUGCACCCAUAUUAUAAUGUAAUACAGACGUAACAGUUUUAUUUUUAAUUUAAAUAUAAUUUUGUGACUUUAUUUCUGUGAUGUUUAGCUCGUAGUGGAUUUAGUUUUAUAUAUAUAUGUAUAAUAGAGAUCACAAAAAUUAUUGUACAUUUUUGUUUUCUUUUUUUUUUGUAAAUAGAAAUUUAUAUCGGUAAGAGUUCAGAGUUUUGUUAAACAGAUUUUUUAUGCGAAAUGCAUUUUUUAUGAUUUUUCUUCUUUUUUGAUGAGAAUAAAAGAAUUAUCCUUUAAAUACAA
Messenger RNA from Anthonomus grandis grandis, 1254 nucleotides. RefSeq names its product protein extra-macrochaetae (gene emc). Gene Ontology annotation, biological process: negative regulation of transcription by RNA polymerase II; circadian regulation of gene expression; cell differentiation. NCBI's taxonomy places the organism in Eukaryota, Metazoa, Arthropoda, Insecta, Coleoptera, Curculionidae. Gene Ontology annotation, cellular component: cytoplasm; nucleus. Gene Ontology annotation, molecular function: protein dimerization activity; transcription regulator activity. The transcript is spliced from 2 exons. The coding region runs from base 165 to 578 and encodes 137 amino acids. The record is from RefSeq and is a predicted model, not a curated record.